Vigna angularis (adzuki bean) is the source of this 2478-nucleotide messenger RNA. Its product is annotated as protein SOSEKI 5-like. Bases 1501 to 2298 code for a protein of 265 amino acids. The record is from RefSeq and is a predicted model, not a curated record. The transcript is spliced from 3 exons. Lineage: Eukaryota; Viridiplantae; Streptophyta; Magnoliopsida; Fabales; Fabaceae.
ACACGUAAGCUUUCAUCAUUCGUCUCAUCUCUCUCUCACCACCACCUGCUUUCUCAUUCGCUUUCUGCCACUGUACUCUUUUCAUUCACACGCCAUUUCACCUUCAGAGAAGAGUGAAACAGCUUGAGACAUAGCGUGACCAAGUGGUUUUCCUACACAGAUUAUACUGCAUAAUCACCAUAAAUAUCUAUCUAAAGUUUUUCAGGAGAGAAGUGACAGAGUAGGUGGACAGGGAAAAAAGUACUUAUUUGUUGGAUUCUAAUUGUUUAAGAAGAUUUUUAAGAGUUUUCUUUAUUUACGAAUAAAGUGAGAGUAUGAUUUGCAGUACAAGGCAAAAAAAAGUCUGCAUGGGGAUGUUAAAAUGUAUCAACCCAAUCCCUCCUAUUAAAAAACAUCUCGAUACUAUAUUUUUUUUAUAUAAAAAAGACUUUCUUUUUCCUAUAAUAAAUAGAACAUUCUAAAAGUUUAUUAAACCAUUUAAAAGAAGGUAAAAUUUGGUCUUUUUUACUAUGUCCUAUGGACUAAAACAACAUACUCAACAUGAGAAAUUGCCUUCAAACUUGAUUACUAACGUUUUUGUCAUGCAAAAUAAACCCCUUAUUACGACUUAUGCUUCACCAACAAGGAAGGUUUUUGUUACUUACUAUACGUGCCAAGAGUGAAGGCACCAAAUGAUACUUAAUGAUUCAGAAUAUUUUAUUAGUUUUCUUCUUCUUGUAAUCCGUGUGACACGUUUUUUAGUGUUUGAGAAUGAUCUAAUGUCUCACAUCGACAAAAUCCUUAUCUUUACACCGUCAUUGAGUUCCUCCAUAACACGGUUGAAGAAUGCCUUGCCGUUUGAUCAGUUGAUAGUAGUAGUUUGAGGUUCGUUGUUUUCUCUGGUCGUUUAAAUUUUCUAUGUAAAGGAACAGUGAGUUAGCCAUUUUUAUAAUUUUAUUUUGUGCACGAAGUUCUGAUUAGUUUCCGCACAAUCUGCGUGGUUGCCGAAACUAGUCCAUUUUUUUCCCUGAAAGCAGUGCCAUGGUUUCACGGGACAACUUUUGACUUCAUACGAAUAAAAUGAAAAAUUUGUCCUGAGCUCACUUUGGUCCGUGAGCAAGUACCAUGAUUGAUAUUUCAUAUUGAUAAACACCAUUUGACCCUUAACUUGCAACUAUAGUAGUAGCAUCUCUUUAAUAUUAUAAGCUCAAAAACAGGUUUGGCAUCUUGCCGUGAAAUGUAUGCAAUUGCAUGCCAUGCCAUGCCACUUGCUGGUAUUGGUACAUGAAAGCUCAUUAUUAGCCAAAUGCAAACAACAGCCACUUUCCCUCAUGCUGGCCCAUUUCAUUAUAAAUGCCAACAAUCUCUCUCACUUCAGUACCUGAAUUGAGACUACAAUUCCACACACCCAUCUUCCCAUUUCAGAUAAUAAUACAAGACCUUCUCAUUCUGCACUCACAAAAUUUGGCUCUCAUUUCCUCCAUUUGCUGUUUUUUAUUCUUAUUUUGUUAAGGGAAAAAAAUGGUAGAAAGAGAAGCAGGUUCUGAGAGCUCCAAAAUGUGGACUGAACCAAAACAUCAAGCUACUGAGCUCAGAGUUCCAGUAAUUUACUACCUUUCCAGAAAUGGCCAGCUCGAGCAUCCACAUCUCAUGGAUGUUCCAAUCUCAUCUCCACAAGGAGUGCUAUGUCUUAAAGAUGUGAUAGAUAGAUUGAGUUUUCUCCGGGGACAAGGAAUGACCGCAAUGUAUUCUUGGUCUACAAAAAGGAGUUACAAAAACGGGUUUGUGUGGCAAGAUUUGUCUGAGAAUGAUUUCAUUUACCCGAGUGGUAGCCAUGAGUAUGUCCUGAAAGGAACACAGAUGAUAGAAGCUUCUUUGAGCUUUCGAUCCUGUGAGACAAUAUCAACAUCAAGCUCCAAAAGUUCGACAGAAGCAAACAAUUCUAGCAUGGAUGCAGAUUCCCCUGCAACCGUAAAGGGUAGAAGCCAAUCAUUUAACUCGAGUGAUUACAAGUUUUACAGGGCAAAGACGUGCGAGGAGUUUGCAGGGAAAGCCACCAAUGCCUCGACUCAGACAGAGGAGAAGCGUAGGGAAAGGAUAAAAUGGGAGAAAGUAGAAGAAUGUAAAGGAACUGAUGAUGCAAGGGUUGGUGAAAAUGAAGGAUCUUUACGAUUUUCAAGUUCUAGUUUUGGAGCGUUGGAAGGGUCUUUGAAGGGUUACGAUUCAGCAGACAUCAGAAACCAGAGGGUUGAGAAUGAACGUCCAAGUGGGAGGAUCAAGGCUUCAGAAGUUCUCAUGCAGUUCAUCAGAUGUGGAUGAUGUCAAAGGUUCAUGAGUACGAAUUAGGAACUGUUAAUCACUCAAAUUGGUAUGAUUAUGCUGCUUCUAGUUCAGUUAGAAAUGGAACAAUGAGUUGAGUGACUUGUUGCCAUUGAAACAUCUAUCCUUUGUGUUGUCCCUUUAAUCAAAUUAGACAUGUGAUGACAUGAAUUAUUGCUC